This is a messenger RNA of Paralichthys olivaceus (Japanese flounder), 3678 nucleotides long. It is a transcript of the gene snpha, whose product is annotated as syntaphilin. NCBI's taxonomy places the organism in Eukaryota, Metazoa, Chordata, Actinopteri, Pleuronectiformes, Paralichthyidae. Gene Ontology annotation, biological process: neuron differentiation. Gene Ontology annotation, cellular component: mitochondrion; cytoplasmic microtubule. The record is from RefSeq and is a predicted model, not a curated record.
CGCACUAAAACAGCAGCAUCAUCAAGUUGUUCCUGAAUCUGCAGCCAAACGAAGCGGUUCUCCUCCACUGUCUCUUUAAGAGGCAGCGAUGCAGCAGCAGACGCCUCAUUUCAUCUCCGGGCUCCAUGGCUGCAGGAUGGACUCUGAGCAGCAGCAGCAGCAGCAGCCGCAGCAUCCUCCUCUCCUCCUCCUGCGGGCACCACCGGCUGGAACCCAGGCUUGUCCACGACGCACCACGACCUCCACCUGCAGACAUGUUUGGCUGUGAGGGCUCCUAGCGUCUUUCUCUAGAGACACCGGUUGGAGACGUUGGAGGUCAUCAAUGUCUCUCACUCCGAGUCGGAAGCCCUCCUCAGGUCAGCGCAGGCGCUCAGUGGGAACCGGUGGCGGCAGCGGGAGAUAUUCCGGCGAUACAUCUAGUACCCACACCUACCCUGGUCGGGGCCGGGCAGCAGAGGAGAGCCUCAUAGCUCGGACGUAUCCCAGUACACCCAGGCGUCAGGCAAAGCACACAGCCUGCAGUGACAACCAUGGGAUCAGGCCCCCGACCCCGGAGCAGUACCUUACGCCCCUGCAACAGAAGGAGGUGUGUAUACGACACCUACGAGCCAGGCUGAGGGAGAACGUGGAAAGACUACAGCACAGGGACUGUGAAAUCGAUGAGUUGAGGAGCCAGCUGUACAGGAUGCAGGAAGACUGGAUAGAGGAGGAAUGUCACCGUGUGGAGGCCCAGUUGGCUCUUAAAGAAGCCCGCAAGGAGAUUCUGCACCUCCAGGAAGUGGUGGAGUCAGUGAGGUCGAACCCCGGUGUCCGUGAACAAGAACCUCACGACCACAAGCCAUACUCAGGGUUUCUGGGAGCUCGGCCUGGGGGCAGGUCUCGCUCCUGUGGUUGUUCACCAGCCAGCACUUUGAGCCGCAGCACCACUCACACCCGAAUGAGCAGCGAGGCUCUGCAGCUGGAGCGCAGCCCCAAUGCUCCUGAGACAAGUGGAGCGUCUCGCUCAGCAGGACAGACCCACCUCCUCCUGGAAGCGGCCCUCCUGUCAGAGCAGCUGCCAACGCAGGGCCACACCCGAGGCCCCCCUCGCUCUUCCACCUAUGAAAGGCUGUGCAGUGGGGGGGCCGUGCUGCCCGUCUCACACUCCUGCCACACGCUCAGCAGCAGCUGCAGGUGCAGUGGACACACCUACCACCCCCACCAUCACCUGUUCCUGCACUUACCUCAGGAGGAGGUCCCAGUAACAGCGGCGACUCCUGCAGUUCCAGUCAGUGACCCUAUCCCCACUCCUUCUCCUGCAGCCGAGAAAAAGCCAGAGGUCCGCUCUCAGGCCUGCAGCCCCACCAUGACCUGGCUGUGUGAGGAAAGCGUCGCAGAAGAACUCAGUGUCAUUUCUUUAGCCACAGCAGACGUCACCCCCUCAGAACCUCAUCUGUUUCCAUCGUCUUUACCUCCUGCGUCUCCUCCUUCAUACAGCUUAGAGAUGCUACCACGGGAACAACCGGAGGAGCUAGUAAAGAUGCCAGCAGAGCCACACACCUGCCAGCCCCACCCUACAGCUCCACUGCCAGUGAGGCAGGAGGCCACAGUACUGGAGAUAGAGGAGGACGACAGGGAGGAAACCGAAGGAGCAAGAGAUGACGGGCCUUCCCCUCAGCUGGGCCACUGGAGCCGCUACUUCCUCAUAGAUCUUUUGGCCUUGGCAGUGCCAGUGGUCCCCACCAUGGCUUGGCUGUGUCGAGGGGCACAACGGGACGUCAUGCCAGUGUAUCACAUCGGGUCCCUGCUCAGAGGUUGCUGCGCUGUAGCCCUCCACUCGCUUCGGCGGCAGGGUGCAGGCAGGGGACGCAGGCCCACGGACAUGAAUGGAACCACAGCAAUCUGACAUUAAGAAUACAACUUCUAACCUCUGCCGGCCACACAGCAACGACACUGCUGACAUGUUCAUCCCAUUUUAGUUAUGGCCAUGUUGCUGAUUAGGUUUUUAGAUUUUAAAGCCCUUGUAUGUUUGUGGACAUGCCUUAGACAACAGUGGAUUAGUUGUACAUUAUUAAAUACUUGCAUUACCUAAAUGUACUGUACUGACUGCUACUGCCUGCAGUUUCAAUGGUUUUCUCUUUAUUGCAAUUUGCAUGUAACCCACAAUGUGGUUUGGUUCUCCUGCUUGAAUUCAAAAGCCCCAACCUGGAUUUUAUAUGAAGAAAAAUAUUCAUAUUCAUUAUAUUAAAAAAAUAUGAGGAGACAUUGUCUGAAUAUUUCUCCAAUUUCAUCAUCUUUUUAACAUUAUUGAAAUAAUAUCACCAUAAAAAUCAUUCAAAAGUCUAUUAUUAGUUGACAGACUGAAGCAGAAAGGGAAUAGAUUUAUAGCACAGUGGGUAAAAAGCAGAACGCUAUGAUUUUGUCAUUCCACCCAUAAAAAUACUGAAUGUUUUACAGCUUUGACGUUCUUCAAGCUUGAGCAUGUGCAUCAAAUCUAGUUCUCAGGUGCAAAAACAGACAGAUCAGUGAUAUUUUGCCAAUAAACUAACUAUGAUGAGAGUUUAAAACUGUACCGACUCUAUUUCUUUACGUUUACCCUGAACAUCGACACUAAAUUUUCAUUUAAGCUGAAUCGAUAACCUAAAAAUAAAGAACAACAAAAACAACUUGAGGUGUGUCCGGUGAAUUUUACAUAACGUGAUGUCCUUAAAUGCACCAUCUGGUUACAUUUCUACAGUCACACGUUUCUAUGAAAUUUAAAGGAGAGGUAUUUCUUUAAGUUUUAACAUCCGGUACUUUGUGAUCACACAGCUGAAUGAAUGAAGGAGCAGUUUUCUUUGCUGGGUUUGUGAACUGUUUUUUUAAACUGCGAUGUGUUUUCAAAUUCUCCAUGAAAUGAAAGGUCUUUGCACAGCUGGAAGUAAGAGAGUUAUCCUGCGUGUCAGUGUGGGUUACUUUCACAGCAAUGUACUUAUAUUUAUAACCAUGUACAAUAUGUGUCAUAGUCUUUACAAGUGGCCCUUUAGUUUGUCGACUGAAAUAUUGUAACUACGAUGAUGUGCAGUAGAUUUCAGCCUUAUUAUGGGAAAAGAGCAAUGUUUUAGCUUUCAGGGAACUUUACCACAAGGUUUUACUAGUUUAAUCAAUGAUUACUGGUUCGUGUGAAUUCAAUUCAGUGGAAGACAAGAACAUCACUCAGUAGAGCGCAAACCUCCAAGGCCCAACAGUCUCCUUAAUGAACCCUUUAAAUUCACCAAAUUAAAUUGUAUUUGGAUCUGCACACACUCAAGAUAUCAGGCACCGAAACAUGUCUGAUUAUUUCCAUCUAGAUCCAUGAAUUAUUCUGAGAAAACUACAUAAAAACAAACCUCGUGAUGCCCCCUGAUCUGGAUCCAUAACCACAUUUUAAAAGGUUGUUCCCUGAUGUGUACUGCGUUCUUCCACCAAAGAUUGAUUGUAAUCUGUCCAGUAAUUUAUAUGUAAACAGAUAAACGCAGACCAAAAUGUAACCUCCUUGGCGGAGGAAACAAAAGUGUAAUUCAUCUGUGGUUGGAUUGUGACUGGAUUGAGUGUUGUGGUGUGUUGUGAACACUCUAUGACACUGUUACUACAUGAACUGGACUUUCCAUCAGUCUGUACUGAACAAAUGUAAUGGAGCAGUGAUUUAUUGUCAAGGAAAAAAAGACUAAUAUUGCAAAA